This is a messenger RNA of Drosophila busckii, 789 nucleotides long. Its product is annotated as elongation of very long chain fatty acids protein F-like. The record is from RefSeq and is a predicted model, not a curated record. Gene Ontology annotation, biological process: very long-chain fatty acid biosynthetic process; fatty acid elongation, polyunsaturated fatty acid; sphingolipid biosynthetic process. The transcript has 3 exons. The coding region runs from base 1 to 789 and encodes 262 amino acids. Lineage: Eukaryota; Metazoa; Arthropoda; Insecta; Diptera; Drosophilidae. Gene Ontology annotation, cellular component: endoplasmic reticulum membrane. Gene Ontology annotation, molecular function: fatty acid elongase activity.
AUGAACUCAACAGUGCUGGAAAUUUUUCGCAUCACACACGCAGAUGCUGUUGUGGCCCAGCUGCCGCUAUUGGCUUCACCUUGGCCCAUGACGUACAUUACCAUUGCUUAUUUAAUAUUUGUGCUCAAGGCGGGCAAACUUUUUAUGCAAGCGCGCAAACCUUAUAAUCUGAAGAAUGUUAUACUCGGCUACAAUCUCUUUCAAAUGCUCUACAAUGGCUUCAUAUUUCUCUUCAGCGCCUAUUAUUUGUUUGUUAAGCCAGUGUACGAUCUACGCUGCAUGAACACCCUGCCCGCUGAGCAUGCCAUCAAGCCCAUUGAGCGCUUUGUGACCUAUGCCUACUACAUCAACAAGCUGCUGGACUUCCUGGACACUGUGUUCUUUGUGCUGCGCAAGAGCUACAAGCAGAUUACAUUUCUGCACGUUUAUCAUCAUGCAGUCAUGUUCUAUGCUGGGUAUUGGAUAUUCCGCUUCUAUGGCAUGGGCGGCCAGUUCGCCAUGAUGGGCUUGCUCAACAGCUUUGUGCACACCGUCAUGUAUUUCUAUUACUUUACAUCGGCCAUGUAUCCGCAUCUGAAGGGCAAUCUGUGGUGGAAGAAGUACAUAACACGCUUGCAGAUAUUGCAGUUCCUGGUGCUGUUUUGUCAGGCGCUCUUUGUGCUCGUCUUUAAUCCGAGCUGUCAAUUUCCGCGUGCAUUGCAGUGCGUACAGCUGGCUCAGGCAACGAUCUUGACCUUUAUGUUUAGCAGAUUUUAUGUGCGCGCUUAUGCUAAGCCGAAACAGCAAUAG